ACGCAUAACAUUUCCAGUAAAAGACUGCCCUCUUGUUUGAAGACAUGGACGAAAGAACGAGGUCGCAAACUUCACAUUUUUAAAAACUUUGUAUAUAUGUAUGGCCAAACUGGGAACGAGAAACCGCGAUAACAGAGGAUGUUUAAUCGCAAUGUGAAGUGUGUUUGAUGACGUGAGAAGCAGUGCCCCCUAGAGCUCGUGAUGACACAGCACAACACAACACACCCGAGGAAACACCACCUCAGCAUCGGUUUAUUGCUGGUUUUAUGCUGCCAAUCAUAUGCAGUUGGGAAAGAACAGUGCUCUGAAAAGGAAUACUGGAAUGACCAAGGAUUCUGCUGUGAUAAAUGCCAUGCAGGGUUUAAGCUUAAAGAGAAAUGCUCUGGACUGGGGCAAAGGUCUGUCUGUGAGAAAUGUGAUAAUGGGACUUACUUAGAAAAUGCAAACUAUUUCGAAAACUGCUUCAGAUGCACAGGCUGCAAAAAACGCAAUAUGGUGACAGUUUCAAACUGUACGAUCACAAGUAACAGCAAGUGUAAAUGUAAGGAUGGAUACUACAUGAAGACGUUAUUCACUUCGACAUCAGAAUGUCAUCCCUGUAAGAAAUGUGGAUCUGGGCAAUGGAAAAUUGGAAAUUGUACUGGGGAAGAUUAUAACCAUUGUAAAUGCAAAGACAAACAUUAUAGUGUGAAACCCAACUCCUGUGAACCAUGUGUUAGCUGUCAGGAGGGCUGUGGACACUUGUGUUCUACAACAGCUCCAGACACAAUCCCUCAAAUACUGGUUCCACUUUGCUCAUGCAUCAUGGCUCUAUCAGUGGGAGUGUUUAUGGUAUACGAGGGCAUACGACUCUGGAGGAAAAGGAAGCGAGCUUCGACGGCCCAGUCGUCGCCACAUGAUCCUGUGUUGACGACAGAAGUUGAGCCAAUGGUUGUGACAGAUUCACCAGAUUCAGUUCUAAUCACAAACCAGCCGUGUGAAACAGAACGAGCCAGUGAGCUUCCAGACUGUGUCCCAAGAGAGAUCAAAGUUGCUGAGUUCAUCUACUUUGUGUUGGACGAGAUACCUGUUGCACGAUUUAAAGAGCUCCUGAGGAGACUUGGUAUCUCGGAUCAGGACAUCGACUGGGCAGAACGAGAUAACCGGGCGUUCAAAGACGCACAGUAUCAAAUGCUGAAGGUUUGGAGUGACAGAGGCAGAGGCAGUGGAGGAGGAAACAACAUUUUGCCUUAUAACCUCAUCCAGUUGUUUAUAGAUACUCUGAGAAACAUGUUUUUAGCCAGCUGCGCAGACAUCAUCGAGAACAGGUUUCUUUCAAAGGACAGAAACAUUUCACACUGAGGGCAUUGGAAGAGAAUGGAGAUAAAGGCAUUAAUAGAGAACUUCAGCUCUACUUUCAGAGUGAAAGUGUAAGUGUACACGACAGCAUUUCCAGUCGUCUAAGAAAUUUCACACUAACUUUUUUUUAGGCAUUUUAGAUGAGUUUGUAAAAAUCUAUUUUUUGGUUAUUUCCUACUCUAGGUGAUGAGUGCUGUAAUAGAUUAUAUCUAAAUGAGGUAGUUGGGCUUGGUUUAUUUGUAUCUGCAAAUUUGUUGCUCAUGUAAUGUACAUGCUUAAAAUUCUGUUGUAGUUUCAGUAGAAUUGGGUGAAAGUUUUCUAUACAAACACAUAUUUUUGCACAAAGAAUAAGAUUUUGUACAUAUUAAAACACAUUCCUUUUUUAAGUGAAAUAUUCAUGCAAUAAUGUAACGGUCAGGCUAUCUGUACCGAUAAACAGCCUGUAGUCACACUCAUAUAUCGCUGUAUGUAUUUUGUCAUUCCACAGUCCUUCACGUGGAGUGUUUUACAGUAUGGUGCUUCAGCUAAAAUGAUCAAAAAGAGCAUUAAUGUUCAAAUAUAUAUGUGUAUGAUAGAUCUUGCAGCUUAUCAGAAGAGGUGAGCUUUUUGUUUGUGCAGAGAACACAUUUCAUAAAAAACCUACAUACAUUUUUAUCUACAAAAUUUUGUUGGGUUUUAUAGUCAUUUCCAUUUGGAGCCACGAGGCAUACUGUGACUUUUUAUAUAAAAGUAUUUUGGGUAUUUUUGUAUGCAAAUGAAAUAAAAGAUUUCAGUCAGCA
Messenger RNA from Triplophysa dalaica, 2117 nucleotides. It is a transcript of the gene tnfrsf1a, whose product is annotated as tumor necrosis factor receptor superfamily, member 1a. The coding region runs from base 202 to 1341 and encodes 379 amino acids. NCBI's taxonomy places the organism in Eukaryota, Metazoa, Chordata, Actinopteri, Cypriniformes, Nemacheilidae. Gene Ontology annotation, cellular component: mitochondrion; signaling receptor complex; membrane raft. Gene Ontology annotation, biological process: signal transduction; inflammatory response. The record is from RefSeq and is a predicted model, not a curated record. Gene Ontology annotation, molecular function: tumor necrosis factor binding; tumor necrosis factor receptor activity. The transcript is spliced from 10 exons.